Messenger RNA from Aspergillus sclerotioniger CBS 115572, 603 nucleotides. RefSeq names its product DUF3425 domain-containing protein. The coding region runs from base 1 to 603 and encodes 200 amino acids. The record is from RefSeq and is a predicted model, not a curated record. Lineage: Eukaryota; Fungi; Ascomycota; Eurotiomycetes; Eurotiales; Aspergillaceae. The transcript has a single exon.
AUGCAACAACUGGAAGCAAUGAUACACCUCGAGUUUGCAACCGGCUCGCCACGGGCUGAUUUGCUCCUGCCAGUCACUCGGUUGAAUAUUCUACGAGCUUUAGACACCAACUUGGACGUUCUGGGCUAUCGGGCCAUCGACAUGAGAGAUGAUGACGUCCUGUCUAUGUUUAGUACAAAUGGACCACGAUGCGCGGCGACACAGAACCGGGAAGAUUUCCUACCACCAGCAUUGCAGCCCACUCUGAUUCAACGCACUAUACCUCAUCAUCCAUGGUUAGACCUGAUUCCAAUUCCCAAGAUGCGAGAUAAUCUCAUCCUGGUGGAAAGCGUAAUGGAUGACACUCAACUAUGUUACGACAUGUGCGGCCAUCGGAGAUCUCAGGCUGGAAAUGGACGGAACAGCGGGAUUGGAGAGACCGGGGUGAUUGUUUGGAAGGACCCCUGGGAUCCAGAGGGGUGGGAGGUGACAGAAACCUUUGUGCAGUUGUGGGGCUGGGCGAUGCAAGAUUGCUGGGAGUUGUUUCAAUCGACCAAUGCGUGGCGGAAGCAGCGGGGAGAGAGACCGUUAUUUCGAUGCUCUGAACCUAAAGAUAGUUACUAA